Messenger RNA from Schistocerca piceifrons (Central American locust), 603 nucleotides. Its product is annotated as serine/threonine-protein phosphatase 6 regulatory subunit 1-like. The transcript is spliced from 2 exons. The coding region runs from base 1 to 603 and encodes 200 amino acids. NCBI's taxonomy places the organism in Eukaryota, Metazoa, Arthropoda, Insecta, Orthoptera, Acrididae. The record is from RefSeq and is a predicted model, not a curated record.
AUGCGGGCGCCCGGAGUGGGGGCGGAGCCCGUGCCUUACCCUGCCCCCGGCCCCACCGCCCCCGCCGCCACCCCCACCCCCGCCUCACAGGAGUCAACGGCCCGGCCUGGCGCGGCGGGCCGCGCCGUGGGGAAGGUCAGUGAUGGAGGCUGCGCGGCGGUCCGGCCGCUGUCUGCGGCAGAAGGAGCCCCCAGCAAAACAAACCCCAUCACCCGUGAUUCCCUGCAAUCUGAGGACACGGACGGAAGAUCACGCAAACAGCGUUCCCCGAAAAGGAGGAAACGGCGGCGUCGCACGACAUCUCCUCGGGAUGACUCCCCUUGCCCCGACGACGAUGUACCUGUGGACCAAGACGACACAACAGCCUCUACGAAACAGGAUGAGACAAUGGAAACCGUUCGAUCAGACCCGCAGCGGCCUGUCACAUUGCCGGUACCGGGACGUGGUGAUGCUGAAGAGGAAGCACAACCAGUUGGCGCUCCAGACGCAGAUGAUGUGGCAAUGGACACGAAUAUAUCACUGCCUGCAAAGAUGUGGUAUGACGAUAUUGAGGAGGCGCCGGACGUCAUACAGAGGCAGCCGGCACUCACGAAGACAGCCUAA